Strongylus vulgaris is the source of this 378-nucleotide messenger RNA. NCBI's taxonomy places the organism in Eukaryota, Metazoa, Nematoda, Chromadorea, Rhabditida, Strongylidae. The record is from the annotation of a GenBank genome assembly.
AUGUCUGCUUACUCCUCUCCGCGCGCUGUGGAUUACGAAAGAGAAUCUGCAUUUCCCUCGCGCGAUCGCGAUCGCGAGUACUCUGCAGGUCUCAGCAGUUCGCCACCCAACAGUCCUCAUAUCCGGACUGAUGCUCACGAAAUGCAUGUUGAAUACUGGCUUGGCCGUGAUCAAUCGAAUGAGAAUUUUAACGCAACGAAUGCACAAAGUUUGACACCAAACUCCAAGAAAGAUCUCAGUAAGGGAUCCAUGAAAGCAACUUUCCGGACUCUUGUCAUCACACGCAGAGCAUGUAAUCAGCCACUCCUAUCACUAUCUUUCGUGAAAGAGAAGAAAAAGGAGAAGAUGCUUCAAAAAUUAGGAAUGAAGAAGGGACAG